Periconia digitata is the source of this 852-nucleotide messenger RNA. NCBI's taxonomy places the organism in Eukaryota, Fungi, Ascomycota, Dothideomycetes, Pleosporales, Periconiaceae. The record is from the annotation of a GenBank genome assembly.
CAUUUCCUCCGCGUGUCCACCUACAAUCAAUUGUUUCAUUCAUCAUUCAUCACUAACAUCAAUAUUCUCUACUGUCUAGUUCUCGCGGUGCCACCAGUUCGAACGGCCAAAAACAAUCAGGCGACGCUUACAGCCUCCGGCUUCACGUCCAAUUUGCCACCUCGAGCCCUUCCCGAACGAGCCGCUCCGAAGGCCGCGGGGAAGAAAAAUAAGGGCAAAGCGAAAGCCGUGUUUCAAGAUGAAAGAGAAGACUGGACAGAACAGUAUCAACAACAGAUCGGUACCUCGACACGAACACUGUUCUUCCAAUACUCUUUCAAGAUGAACGACACCCACAUAGACGACAUACUCAGCUUGGGACAAGAUAUCACAGCCAAGAUUGCGACUUUCCAUUUCAGCUCCACCGAUAACAGCUAUUCGGCACGCAGCGGCAUGGGUGAAGUGACGAGCGCAGCACUUGAACGCCUUGCGCGGGCGAUGCCCAAUUUGAAGAAAGUCAUACUCCAAGACACAUAUGCGGGAGAAAUGGACGGUUAUUUUGCUUUUGCGCAAUUCUGUCCACAAAUUACAUACUUCGAAGCCAUUGGCGUACCGCUCAAGGAUGAGUACUUCUCAGAGUUUACGAGGCAUCCGGAAUGGGCGCCUAACCUCAAAAAGAUGAGGAUCAGCCAACCGUAUAACCCCAAUCCAAAAGCACUCGCCGAGAUGAGAAAAUUCAGCAAAGCGCGGCCUCGUUUACCGAUCCAGCUACUCGAGAGGAGCAGUGUGAAGAAGUGGGGCGAUUGGGAAUAUGAAGAGAAUGUGAAUCCGAUGCAAAAUGGGCGGAUGAAGACUGCUUUACAUUAUUCCUGA